CUUUUCUUUUGCUUAAUAUCAAAACUUUAUCAUACUGAAAAAGUAACUCAGUUUAAAUUGUGGCAAAAAUUCAUACACAAAAUUUAGUCAUUUAUAUUUACGGACAACGUUAAUCAUGUCGUAUCAACUAUACAGAAACACUACACUUGGAAAUACUUUACAAGAGAGUCUCGAUGAACUAAUACAGUAUGGACACAUUACACCGACAUUGGCAUUCAAGGUACUCCUGCAAUUUGACAAAUCCAUCAACUUGGCUCUAAAUCAACGGGUAAAAGCUAGAGUUACCUUCAAGGCGAACAAACUGAAUACGUAUCGAUUCUGCGAUAAUGUGUGGACGCUCAUGUUAAAUGAAGUGGAGUUCCGCGAAGUGCACGAAUUCGCUAAAGUAGAUAAAGUGAAAAUUGUUGCCUGCGAUGGAAAGAGUGGAGAAUUCAAUGCAUAAUGUUUUAAUAUCAACAGUAUGACAAACGAUCGGUUCUCGGCAAAACUAUUACUAUACAAAUGAACAUUUAUGCUGACUAGGUUAUAGUGAACGGAACGGCGGAAAACGGUGUAUUUGAACAAAAUGGUUCAAAGAUACAAAUAUUUAAGUAAAUUAGUAAUGUAAUUUAUAAAAAAAAAAAACAAAAUAUGAGAAUACAACGAGAAUUAUCUUAUGACAAUUAUCUAAAAAUAUUUUGUAUACUAUUUAAUACUAAUAACUAAUCAAUUAAACCGAUAAAUGCAAAUGAUAAAA
Messenger RNA from Zeugodacus cucurbitae (melon fly), 736 nucleotides. RefSeq names its product transcription initiation factor IIA subunit 2 (gene TfIIA-S). The record is from RefSeq and is a predicted model, not a curated record. NCBI's taxonomy places the organism in Eukaryota, Metazoa, Arthropoda, Insecta, Diptera, Tephritidae. The transcript has 2 exons. Gene Ontology annotation, cellular component: transcription factor TFIIA complex. Gene Ontology annotation, molecular function: TBP-class protein binding; RNA polymerase II general transcription initiation factor activity. The coding region runs from base 116 to 442 and encodes 108 amino acids. Gene Ontology annotation, biological process: transcription initiation at RNA polymerase II promoter; RNA polymerase II preinitiation complex assembly.